UCGUUGCUGUUUGAGGGGCCAAAACAAUUGGAUUUCACAAGCAUCACACAGAUCUCUCAAGAUUACUGUAAAAGAUAACAGAAAGAGAGGUAGACGACGAUGUUACUGAUGGAGUCCGCCAUGGCCGUUCGAUUUCCUGCUGGUGUGGAUUUCUGCUCCUCCACCGCUCUGCCCCAUUGUCGUUCUAUGUGGAGCUCCGACGAGAUUACUGGCGUCGCUGUCCCUUCUCGCCGUUCAUUUCACUCUGGAAGCUGUCACGUGCCAUGAGUCAAUGGCUUCAGUUAUUAAGAUAAUGGCAGGAGUAGAUUGCGAAGACUGAUGGGCAGUUCGGUCUUAAGAAAAAGCAGUUUGCUCUUAAGAAAGAGUAUUCGAGCUUCCACAGAGUAUUUGGGGUCAGCUCCAGAUCCUGCAAAGCAGAAUAGGAGGCAGAGCUAUCAUCCCUUUGAAGACAUUGCUGAGUCUACAUCAGAAAAUUGCCGAGAUGUCAGACUCACAGCUGCAGAGGCAACUAGGACGAUCAUUGAGGUAAAUAACAAAGCAUCUGUGAUGUUCACUGAUUUGAUCAAUGAUGAAAUUCAAGAAAAUGUUGUCUUGCCAGAGUUACCUUAUGUGAAAGAUGAACAUGGAAAUAUAUAUUUUCAAGUGAAAAAUGACGAGGACAACAUUUUGCAAACUCUUACAUCAGAAAAUAACUUUGUGCAAGUUAUUAUAGGCUUCGAUACUACAGAAAUGUUGCAAGAAUUAUCAGGUCCUUCGGAGAUUGAUUUUGGGAUUGAGGAAAUUGACGAUGACGAUAGUGAUGUUGAAGAUGAAGAUGAAGACGACGAUGACGAUGAUGAGGAGGAGGAUGAUGAGGAUGAAGAUGAUGAUGAUUGGGUGGCUGUUCUUCAAGAUGAAGACGAUGAAGAUGAUUCUGAUUCUGAUGAGACACUGGGAGACUGGGCAAAGUUGGAGACUAUGCGUUAUUCUCAUCCAAUGUCUUUUGCCAAAACAUUGGCUCAGGUUGCUUCGUAUGAGCCAAUAGAUUGGAUGGAGAAGCCCCCUGCUGGUCUGGCUAUCCAAGGCAUUAUAAGACCUGCCUUAAUUGAUGAACACUCUGACAUCCAGAAGCAUAUGUCUGGCAGUUACUCCCGCAAUCCUGACAUAAAUCAGGUUGUUGAUGAGAAACUAGAUGACUUUGGUGCAUUCAAUGGUGAGAAACAAGAAUCACAACCACUCAAAGAUGGUUCAAUCUGGUCUGAGGAAUCAAUGAAGGAUGAAAUUCCUCGAAAUGGAACUUCAUUUUACAAGCUGGAGAUGAUUAAACUUGAGCUGAUUUCAGUACAGGGACAUCAGACUGUUGAAGUAGACGACUUCAGGAAAGCUCAACCUGAUGCUAUUGCACAUUCUGCGGCCAAAAUUAUCUCUCGCCUGAAAGCUGGAGGAGAAAAGAUUACACAAGCCUUCAAAUCUCUCUGUUGGAGAUGUAAAGGCAUCCAGGUGGAGGAGGCUGCAAUUAUUGGUGUAGAUUCCCUUGGUUUCGAUUUGAGGGUUUGCUCAGGAACACAGAUCCAAACAUUGCGAUUUCCGUUUAGCACACGGGCAACAUCGGAGUAUGGUGCAGAGAGACAACUUAAUGAUUUACUAUUUCCAAGGAUCCACCACAAUCCACUAAAAAAGAAGCAGACUCUUCAAAAUGAAGUCUAAAUUAGCAUCUUGAAUUUGGUUUUUUCUAUGGUUUGUUGUACCAUUUGUCGAUGUAAUUUAGUAAAUUAAAGAAAAAGGUAGGGGGAAAAAGUCCAGGUGCAUAACCAUUUUAUGUCAGUAAUGAAUCCAUUCUUUCUAACAAAGGACUUUAUCAAUUUCGGUAUAUUCUUGCCUUUCUUUGUCAUUCAAUGCCAACUGAUUUGAAACUGGGGCAAAGAUAGCUACAAGUCAGCU
Molecule: messenger RNA, 1920 nt
Organism: Tripterygium wilfordii
Lineage: Eukaryota; Viridiplantae; Streptophyta; Magnoliopsida; Celastrales; Celastraceae
Exons: 11
Coding region: 319-1686 (455 amino acids)
Source: RefSeq, a predicted model, not a curated record